AUGGCUGCCACCACAUCUGCUGCCUCAGCGGUAGCGCCAAGCGACAUUGCAAAACUGUUAGCAACAGUUCAAAAGUCGGUCACGGCUCUCAGCAGCUCAGUCAAAGCCUUUGAGAACGACGUCACCGAGGCCGCAUCCAACGAUUCCGCAGCGAACCCUUUUGCAUACCCUGACGGCAUCUCCUUGCUCUCCGUCAAGAACGAUGCUAUGCUCGACUACCUCCACCACAUCGUCGCUGUUUGUCUUGCCAAGAUCUCAGGUCGAUCCUUGACCGCCAGCAGCAGCAAAACAGAUGCUCUACAGGGUCCGGCAGAUCUUGUCCAGGAUCUUGUCACACUUCGCCUGAUGCUCGAAAAGCUUCGACCGCUGGAGAACAGACUCAAAUAUCAAAUGGACAAACUUCUUCGUGCUGCUGCUGAUGACGACAAGGACGUCCUGCUGGGCCGGUCCAAGCCGGCAUCGACCAAGGCCAAGAAGAGCAAAGGCGACAGCAGCGAUGAAGACGAAGCCAGCGAUGACGACCUUGCAUUCCGACCGAAUCCAGCCGCCUUCAUGCAGGACAAAGCUCGAAACGUGGCUCAGACAGGCAAGGCAAACGGCACGUCGAAGAGAAGACCAGGACACCAGUCCUCCGAUUCAGAGUCUGAGUCGGAGCAGGAAGGCGGCAAGACAGCCGUCUAUCGACCGCCCAAACUUGUGCCCAUGUCGUACGACCCGGAUGCACGAACCAACAAGAAGGAUUCACUUUCGUCCAUCACGCGCAACUCUGCAUUGCUAUCUGAUCUCACAGCUGGCAUGUCCUCGAAUCCGUACGAAGCCUCCUCUGCCGGCGUCGGCGUUGGAGGUCGUGGUCGACUGGCAGCCAACACCUCUUCCCGCGCCAAAGCGUUGGCCAGAAUGGACGAGUUCGAGGAGGAGAACUUCACCCGUCUCGUCAUGUCCAAAAAGGAUGCUCGCAAGCGUCGUCGUGACGAAGCCGACGUUGCACUCGGCGGCGCCGGUCUCAGUUCGGGUCGCGAUGGCAGGAGAAGGAUCGGUGGUGGUAUGGAGGAAGAGUUUGGCGAUCUGCUUCGUGGAUCGGGGCUGGACGGUCGUGGAGGAAAGAAGGCGAAGAAGGCUGCGAGCGCGUACGAUGCGCUCAGGGCCAGCAGCAAGGCUGGCUCGACGUUGCAGAGGUCCAAGGGUUCUUCCGCGCCGUCGUCCGCACCGGGUGGCAAGAGCAACAAGUUCAAGAACCAGGUCAAUCGUGCUCGGAGGUGA
This is a messenger RNA of Pseudozyma hubeiensis SY62, 1260 nucleotides long. RefSeq lists its product as hypothetical. Gene Ontology annotation, cellular component: nucleolus; small-subunit processome. The coding region runs from base 1 to 1260 and encodes 419 amino acids. The transcript has a single exon. Gene Ontology annotation, biological process: maturation of SSU-rRNA from tricistronic rRNA transcript (SSU-rRNA, 5.8S rRNA, LSU-rRNA). The record is from RefSeq and is a predicted model, not a curated record. Lineage: Eukaryota; Fungi; Basidiomycota; Ustilaginomycetes; Ustilaginales; Ustilaginaceae.